Molecule: messenger RNA, 555 nt
Organism: Morus notabilis
Lineage: Eukaryota; Viridiplantae; Streptophyta; Magnoliopsida; Rosales; Moraceae
Product: protein DELAY OF GERMINATION 1
Exons: 3
Coding region: 1-555 (184 amino acids)
Biological process (GO): DNA-templated transcription
Molecular function (GO): sequence-specific DNA binding
Source: RefSeq, a predicted model, not a curated record
AUGGUGGCGUUGUGUGUGGUAGUUUGCCCGCGUAGGAUACUGCUGCUUGCCCAGAAGGCAAUCGAGCACUUCGAGUCCUACAUCUCCCAACGCUCCUCCCUCUCCCAAAACGACGUCGCGUCCUUCUUCUCCCCCUCCUGGUGCACUCCUUGGGAGAACUCCCUCUUCUGGAUCGCCGGCUGCCGCCCCUCUGCCUUCAUCCGCCUCGUCUACGCCCUCGACGGCGCUGACAUCGAGUCCAAGCUCUCCGAAAUUCUCCGAGGCAAGACCAUGCGGGCGGUGGACGAGCUGCAGCGGCAGACGAUUCGGGAGGAGGAGAGGCUGACGGCGAGGCUGGCGGGGCUACAGGAGGACAUGGCGGAUCAACCGAUCUCCGCCAUCGCGAAAGGCAUCGACUGGAUCGGAGAAAUGAGCGGAGAGAUCGAGAAGGUUCUGAACGAGCACGAACGAUCCAUGGUUGAAGUUCUAGAGGAGGAUGAUAAGCUCAGGCUGAACACGCUGAAGGAGAUUCUAGGGAUUUUACAUCCGGUGCAAGGGGUGGAUUUCUGGCCAUGA